Molecule: messenger RNA, 1149 nt
Organism: Penicillium verrucosum
Lineage: Eukaryota; Fungi; Ascomycota; Eurotiomycetes; Eurotiales; Aspergillaceae
Product: glycoside hydrolase family 88/105 protein
Exons: 2
Coding region: 1-1149 (382 amino acids)
Biological process (GO): carbohydrate metabolic process
Source: RefSeq, a predicted model, not a curated record
AUGAAGCUCCUCGCUCUCUCCCUCCUAGCCGCCUCCCCGGCGGCAGCGCGGUCUUACCUCUCCUGGAUGGCCGAUUCCUGGAUCCUCAACAACCAGGAACAUGAAGGUCCAUACUGGUACGGACGCGCAACCAUCUACGAAGGCUACGAGGCAGCCUAUUCACUGUACGGCAACGAGACCCUGCUGGACUGGUACCACACGCAAAUCGACGACCUGAUCACUCCUGACGGUACAAUCAUCGACUUCAACGAGACAUACUACUCGCUCGACGACUACCGGAUCGGCAACAAUUUCUUACACUGGUACGAGCGCUCAGGGGAGGAGAAGUACCGGCUUGCUGCGGAUCGCAUCCGGGCGAUGCUGGACCGACACCCACGCACGCCGACAGGCGGGUUCUGGCACCGGGCCCCGAUCUAUGCGAAUCAGAUGUGGCUGGAUGGGAUUUUCAUGGCGGAUGUGUUCUACGCAAAAUGGACGGCGUUGUUCGAUGCGCAGAAUGUCACGGCCUGGGAGGAUAUCGUGCUGCAGUGGGAUAAGAUAGAGGCUGCUACGAGAGAUGAGCCGACUGGUCUGCUUGUGCAUGGCUUCGACGAAAGCAAGACGGCUGUAUGGGCGGACCCGGUGGAUGGUGCGGCGCCACUCGUCUGGAACCGCGGUGUCGGAUGGUAUUUUGUCUCCCUGAUUGAGAUCCUUGAUAUCUAUCCCAAGCAUCUUGAGGGAUACCAACGGCUGUUGGGUUACUAUAAGAGACUCGCCCGGGGCCUUCUCCAUGCGCAGGACCCAGAGGUCCAUGGCUGGAAACUAAUCCUGAGCAAAGGGUAUGUUGAUAGAAAGGGUAACUUCUUUGAGAGCUCCGCUGCAGCAAUGUUCGCCUAUGGUUGGCUUGCCGGUUUGCGAAGAGGCUUUAUUGAUGAAAGGACCUAUGGACGGCCCGCAGCGAGAGCGUAUAACCACCUGAUUGAUGACUUUGUGACAAAGCACAAGAAUGGAACGUUGACCUGGGAGGGAACGGUAGAGGUUGGCUCGCUGAACAGUGAUGCCAGUUUUGAGUACUACACCGACAUUCCAGUCGUCCCGAAUGAUACGAGAGGCGUCGGUCCUUUCUUGCUUGCUUCUUAUGAGUGGGAGCUUCGCCAGAAGCGGUCGUGA